UGGAAACGGCAAUGAGGGGGAUUUGCAACUAGGGCACGAAUUUUGUGGCCUUCUGGUUGCAAACCAUCUUGGGCACGGGGGCUCCCAACUCAUGUGGGUUGCCCCCGCCAUUAAUGCUCCCAUUAAUGCUUCUAUCUGUGGUUAGAUGGAUAUUGAUGGUGUUGAUUUUAACAACCCCACUCCUCCUUCGGCUGCCCUUGACUCUUCACAUGCUUCGUCUAGUGUGAGUAAAUCCUUCAAGGCGGCACUCGAAGGGCCGAGAUUGGAGACUCCGACAAACGCUCAUUUCAAUGCCAUCUCUUCUCGAGAUGCUGAGACCAAUUCCAGCGGAGAAGACGUUUGUGGGUAUGGGAUUUUCUCUCGGCCUUCCUCGAAAUUUCGUUGUAAGUCCAGUUCGAUCCAUUUCAACUUGCAUUUGGUUGUUUCGUGGAAUCCAUGUCAGUGCAAAAAGCUAUUAAAACAUCGCUCUCCAUUGAUCAGUCCCUGGGCUGGUACAAGGAAGCGGAAAAUAAAAAAACUAACGAAUGAAAAAUCUGGAAAAUUCAAUGGUGGGAUGAUUCCCAUCGUCUUGCAUCCUCUCUAAAAGAGUUUGAGCCCUUGAUCUUUAUAGUUAAUCAAUUUGUUCAUAUAAGGUACGUCUUCCGCGUAAAAAUGAUAAUAAGUGUUAUGAAUGUAAAUAUUAUUUCACUGAAUUUCGUAAUGUAUGUAAUUUCAAAUAAAAUAUUAUAAAAAUUAGUAUAUUAUAGUGAUUAGUAUCAAUUUGAUAUCAACAACUCUC
This is a messenger RNA of Cryptomeria japonica (Japanese cedar), 778 nucleotides long. RefSeq lists its product as uncharacterized. Bases 146 to 583 code for a protein of 145 amino acids. NCBI's taxonomy places the organism in Eukaryota, Viridiplantae, Streptophyta, Pinopsida, Cupressales, Cupressaceae. The transcript has 2 exons. The record is from RefSeq and is a predicted model, not a curated record.